Messenger RNA from Kwoniella mangroviensis CBS 8507, 993 nucleotides. RefSeq names its product histone chaperone ASF1. The transcript has 5 exons. Gene Ontology annotation, cellular component: chromatin; nucleus. The record is from RefSeq and is a predicted model, not a curated record. Bases 1 to 993 code for a protein of 330 amino acids. Gene Ontology annotation, biological process: DNA replication-dependent chromatin assembly. Lineage: Eukaryota; Fungi; Basidiomycota; Tremellomycetes; Tremellales; Cryptococcaceae. Gene Ontology annotation, molecular function: histone binding.
AUGAACAUUAGUCCACGUCAUGCUGGAUGUCAUGGGAUUGAUCGCGUCUUGCCGCUGUUAGAUGGCCCACCAGUCGCGUCUUCUCUCUCUCCUCCUUCAUCUCGACAAUUUCUUCCCUUCCCUCUCAAGCCAAUCUUCUCAUUCCAACAAGUCUCAUUAUCUACCCACCACAUCUCUCUGAACGACCACAAAAAGAAAGUACAACAAACCCCGUAUAUUAUACAUCCACCUGAGAAUCUGUCUUGUUCGAGAGCAAGGGAGAACACGCUUCAAAAUGGCGAGUCAGAUCACCUUCUAGUCGCCUUCCUUGGACAGAAUGAAGCUGACAACAUUUCCAUCUUGCUUCCUUAUAUAGUCUAUCAAUUAGUGAAUAACCCAGCGAAAUUUGACGAUCCAUAUCAUUUCAGGAUCAAGUUCGAGGCUAUCGCGCCAUUAGAAGAGGACCUCGAUUGGAGAUUGAUAUAUGUAGGAUCAGCGAAAUCGGAAGAAUUUGAUCAAGAGUUGGACAAUUGUUCGGUCGGACCUAUACCAGCGGGUAUAAAUGCCUUUGAUUUCCAAGCCCCUGCACCUCAACAUCACCUACUCCCAUCGACCGAGACAGAAGAGAUACUAGGCGUGACGGUCAUAAUCAUAACCGCCUCGUACAAGGAGAAGGAAUUUGUAAGAGUAGGUUACUACGUGAAUACAUAUUACGAAGAGGAGGAAUGGAAGGAAAAUCCACCACCGACGGUACAGUGGGAUAAGUUGUUCAGGAAUGUGUUGAUUGAGAAACCAAAGGUUACUAGAUUCCAGAACCCAUGGGAUACAGCCACCCAAGCAUCCCCUUUCGACUCAUCCUCAUUCUCCAACGGUAAUGGUUCUGCCCAGCAACAACUCCCUCCAUCAGGUGGUAACGGUAAUUUCGAGACAUUCUCGGCACCUUUACCACCACCCGUACAAAAAGCCGCGGCGGUCGGUUCCAGUGGUGUUGGUGAAGAUAUAGAAAUGUCGUAG